AUGCCCAAGAACCAGGCGCGCAUAUGCUGCGCGUUCGUCCUGUCCUUCGCUGCGCUGGCAGCUGGAAAAGCACCAGCCGAUAAUGGGAAACCCUACGAUACGACCACAAUCGACAGCAAGGCGCAUUAUCAGGUCACAACCGACACCUCCCGGGUAGUGUGGCCAUGGCGGACAUACAAGACCUCGAGUCAUAAUCCACCUAUAAUGAACAUCACACAACACAAGGGGAAGCUGGCGGAUGGCUACGUCUUCAUAUCGCCCGUGGACAGCAACAAGAAAGAUGGCACGUAUGAUCUCUCCGGCACUGGAUUCAUCAUGGACACCAACGGCGAUCUUAUCUUUGCCGCCGACGAAGACGGCAUGGGCUUCUGCGAUGAGUGGGUUGCAGGAAUGACGGACUUUCGCGCUCAGCCUUACAAAGGGCGCCAGCACAUAACGUACUGGAACGGAUGUAAUACCCUGGGAGCACAUUGGGGCCAUAGAUGGGGGCGGGUCACCAUGAUGGACGAAGAGUACACCAAAUUCGAUCUCAAUCCAGAUCUCGGGAUCAAUACCUUCGAACCGGCUACGCGAGGCAACAUCGAUGUCCACGAGCACCAAAUGACGGACCGCGAUACGAUGGUCGUGACUUCUUACAAUAACACCCAGUGGGAUUUGACUUCGAUGGACGGUCCAGCAGACGCUUGGGUGGCUGAUAGCAUGUUUUUUGAGGUGGAAGUCAAGACGGGCAAGAUCUUGUUCGAGUGGCGAGCACUGGAGCAUGUACCGCUAAAGGCGUCUCAUUAUGGCUUUCAUGCCGCAGGCGCUGGAGUCACCAAGCGGGUACCGUGGGAUUGGUUCCACAUCAACUCCGUCCAGCGAGUGGGCGAAGACUAUCUGAUCAGCGCGAGACACCACUUUGCAGUCUACCUAAUCAGUGGCAAAGACGGCAGCGUCCUCUGGAAACUCGAUGGGCUCAACGGCGGCACCUUCGGCUCCAUUCCAGCCAAGUUCCGCUGGCAGCAUCACGCAAGAGCGCACAACGUCACGAAAGACGGCAUGACCGUCUCCGUCUUCAACAACAUGGUCAAUGGCCCCAAGAACGAGAAGACCCAAACCAACGGCCUUGCAUUCUGGCUCUCCCUACCACCUAAACACGACAGCCCUCCUGUCCUUGUGAAAAAGCUCCAGACUCAGGACGAGAUGCUCUUUACUGGUACGCAGGGCUCCUACCAAAUGGAUGUCGGCAACGGAAACGGCUUCAUCGGCUACGGCACUGUCCCUGUAGUCCGCGAGUUCGGAUCGGAUGGGAAGUUGCUGUGGCAAGGACAGUUUGGGGAUUACAGCGCUGUGAUGUGCUAUCGUGGGUUUAAGAUGGAAUGGCACGGCACGCCGAAGAAUUGGGAUCCCAUUGCUUUGAUCGAGAAUCCGAGGAUUCAUACACCACGAGUCUAUGCGAGCUGGAAUGGAGCAACCGAGAUUACGGGUUGGGCGGUCUUUGCCGGCAAAAAGAAGGACUCGCUAAAGUCCAUCGGCGUCGCAAAGAAAGAGGGGUUCGAGACGGUCUUCAAGCUGGACAAAAAGAUGAAAUGUGUUCAGGUCGGAGCUAUCAGGAACGGCGAGAUCAUCCGGAAUUCGAGCAUUUCUUGCAUCGGCGACGACGCGGGUUCCGAUGCCAAAUACGUUCAGCUGCAGGCAGAGAACCGGCGAUUGCAAGCUGAAGUGGAUGGACUGGGAAACGCUGCAUGGGAGGCUUAUGAGCUUUUCGCCGAAGUGGCCUUUGGUGUGAUUGUUGUUGUGCUCGGCGUCUGGGCUUUAAUCUUCUUCCGGGAUCGUCGACGACGACGGCAGUAUCAGAGCACGUGCACCUCGAGGAACGAACAUCGGAUCACGCCUUGCGCAGCGAACAAUAAGCGGAGUCCAACGAUCAUCGGUUUCCGCGCCACGAAAGUGGGACACCAUCCGACAAGCUUCUCAGCAUUCGUCACUGGCCCUGACUUUGGCGAGGUUGUCUCAGAUCUACAUCGGGGGUCUGUAGGCGAAGAGUCCGAUGAAGAAGAGACAACAGCCCAAAGGGCAGCCCCGACAGACCCUUCCUCGUCAAUGGCACUGCGGGCGUAA
Molecule: messenger RNA, 2100 nt
Organism: Saxophila tyrrhenica
Lineage: Eukaryota; Fungi; Ascomycota; Dothideomycetes; Mycosphaerellales; Extremaceae
Exons: 2
Coding region: 1-2100 (699 amino acids)
Source: RefSeq, a predicted model, not a curated record